CUGUACCAAACCUGUUUAAAUACUUGAAAGAGUCAGAGGCGCGGACCGUUAACAUUGAGUGGCCUUGGGCUAACACUGUUUACCCUAUGCCAGUACUUGAAAUUAAUUUUAGUGCAAAACAAAAGGUUGUUUUUGCCGUUUAUUGUUGACCCCGCGAAGGGGCCCUUUGAUUGAACGGGGCCCCGGGUUUGCAGCCCAUAAAGACCACGCCUAAAUCCGCCUCUGGAAAGAGUGAAAAAAAAGAAUGAAGUUGCAUCCACAGCUGUGCUCGAAAAUCAGACCAUUGUGUGGGAUAAUGAGUCACAUGAGUUACUCGGAUGAAUCAGUCAUACGUGAAGUGGUCGUCACGGGUUAAGCUUUCGUUGUCUUUACAUUGAAAAUAACGUAUUUUGAAUUUGACGUACACUAGAUCUAAGUUUCUCUUAAUAGCAAUUUUUUCUUAUUAAUAUUUUUAACAUUAAUGAAGAAAUGGAGGAAGAAUUAAAUCGUCCAAAAUGGUUGUUAGAACUGGAAAAUCGUAAGCGAAAGCCACGUUUGGCACAUGAAGCUGGAGCUGGUGCACCAUGCAUGAAUUGUAAGUCGGCUUGCUCUGGUCUUGAUCUGCAUUUUUGGAGAAAAAUUUGUAAAAUUUGCAAGUGUAGCCGAGAUGAUCAUGAUGUUGAUGACGAUGAAUUUCCACAAUUUGUUUUCUUAUUUGGACCAAAUAGAAAAUUUAAACAGAAAUCAUUACAUAUGAGAAUAAAUAAUAAUAAGGGAGAAAAUGAAGAGGACACCAUGUUUGAUUGGAUACCACCGGAUACAACUAAAGAACUUGCUAUAGAUUACAUGAAAGCUUUACCUACGGAAAAAUUACCAAUUAAAGGAACUUCUGGUGCAGCUUUAAGGAGACAUUUGUUGCAGAAACAAUUGCCUUUACAUGACAUUAACUAUAAAGUGUGUGACAAACUUACUGAACAAGAACAAAAACAAUUUGAAAAAUAUUUAGAAAGCUUAAAGAAGUACGUGGGACAAGGCAAAGUGAUAAAGAUGUUUGAUAUCCAGCCACUUGAUUGUUUUCUCAUGACACCCAUCAAUGCGACUGAUAUGCAAGAUUGCAAUCUACAGCAUAUAUCUUAUGUGCCUUCCGAUAAUGUUCAAUUACGCACACCAAAUAGUUCCGCCAUAAAAACCUCGUAUGCAAAUAUAAAACAACUAUAUGAAGGUCAAAAUAAGCAAGAUGCCGCAGACAUCACAUAUGACAAUAAGUUACAUAAUGAAGAAUAUAAUUGUCCGUAUAUACAAAGCAAUGCAUCUGUUAAUAGCAAUAUCGCGAGAACGGAAUCACUUGAACAGAAAGUUUGUGAAAAUUCUCAACCGGCAAAUAUUGUAAAUCAAAAAAAUAUAAAUAGUAAAGUAGUCAACACUUUAACUCCUGCGCACCUAGCCGAACAAGAAAUUGUAUCCAUGCAAACGAUGCAGACUUCUGGAAAAUAUACAUCUCGCAUGGGAAUUCCUUCAAAAAACACCUUGAAAAACACUUUACAAGAAUCUGAAGAAAUAUCAAAAGAUAUCAAGCCGUAUGUCACGCAUUCAGAAACUAGUGAAGCAAGUUCCAUUGCGGACUCUAUGUUGGCAGAAGCGCUUCUUCCACCUAGCGCGAUACACGCUAAGAAUAUUAUCGGAAGCACAUUGGACAAAAAAGGAUUGAUGUUUAUAAGAGAAAAGCUUACCAAUAAGUACAAUGUUACUGAUAAUCCGGUAACGCACGUUACUCCUCAAUUAUCUCGACCAUUAGACCAAGCAAAAUGUAACGAUAUAUUACAGUAUCCAUGUAGCGUCAAAGCUAAGGAAGAUAAUAAUUUUGGAAAUAAUAAUAAGGAAGCAUCAAAUAAAUCAAUAAUCGAAAGCAAUAGAAAUUCCUUAUUGAAGCAUAACUUUGCAGGUUCUAAUAUUGAUCCCGUAUCGAUUUCACAAAAUUCUGUCAAUCCGUUGCAAGCCGAAUUAAAAAGCUCGGUUGUACAACCAACUGUUAUACAUUCAAAACAUUUGCAAAAUCAAGUGUUUGCUCACGUUAUUGAUUCCAAUAAACAACCAAUCACACCGGCACAAGACAUAGAAUAUCUAAAAGACAAUAUUGAGAAUUUAACAAUUAAUGCUACAAAGGUGCAAAAGUGUGAAAACUGUCGUGAAGAUAUACGUAUCGGUGACGUGGCUAUAAUCACGGAAAAGGCUAACAAUGCAUUUUGGCAUCCUGGAUGUUUUGUUUGUUCGGUAUGCAGCGAAUUGUUGGUUGACUUGAUAUAUUUUUAUUAUAAGAAUAAACUUUAUUGUGGAAGAGACUUGGCAGCAUUUUUAGAAAUUCCCCGAUGUUUUGCUUGUGACGAAUUAAUUUUUGUACGAGAAUAUACAGUAGCAGAAGGACACAAUUAUCAUGUAAAACAUUUUUGUUGCUGGGACUGUGAUAAGCCAUUAGCUGGACAACAAUAUAUUACCGAGAAUGAUCGUCCGUUAUGUCUUCUUUGUUAUCAACAAUCAUAUGCAAAAAUAUGCGCUGCCUGCAAUAUAGUAAUUGCUGCUGAUCAACAGGGUGUAUCUAUAAAAAAUUUAAAUUUUCACGCAAAUGAAGUUUGUUUUUGUUGCUACAACUGUAAAAAAAAUUUACUGAACGGUAGAAUAGCGAUAAAGGAAAAUAAGUUAUUUUGUAGCAAAGAAUGUAUUGCAAAGUUUCUUCAUUGAUAAAGUGAUAGGUGUUAAAAUAGGAGAUUUGUUUACAGUGACUUACUCGCUUUUCGUAAUGUAUCGCGGUCAUCAGAAAAUGAUUUGAUAGAUUUAGAUAUGCUUGCUAAUAUUUAAAAAUACAUUUAUUAAUUUUAUUUCAGUAAAAUACUUAUUUUACAGUAUUUUUAUAAUAUUUUAAUGCUUUUUUUUAUUACAUUUAAUAUUUUUUUUUACAAAUUUGUAAGCGUUUUACAAUGGAACAUCAUCCAUAUAUUAUACAGAGUGUUUGAAAAAAAACAAAAACAAAACUUCGAUAAUUUUCAAUUAGAAAGUUACUUAUUUUGUACUAAUUCUUAUUUUAAGCCUAGAAAGAGAUUUCAUAAUAAUCAAUGACUUACAGCAAAUUUAUAUCAAAAGUUAAACGUCUAAUAUCAUAAAAAUAUAAAUCGCAUUUUGAUGUAACACAAAAAUUUAGUUACGUAAUAUAACAUAAAUUACGUAAAUAUUUACGUAAUUUAUGUUAUAAAAAUUCAGCAAACAUUGUCAGCAGAUUAACAGCAAAUUAUCGUUUUUUUUUUGACAAUUUGUAUGUUUCAGACAGAUUUUACUAUUGAGAUAUUGUAUAUGAAAUAAUGUUCCCAAUAUAUCAUCUUGUAAAUAAAAAUGAUUAUUUUAUACUUUUA
This is a messenger RNA of Pseudomyrmex gracilis, 3380 nucleotides long. RefSeq names its product testin-like (gene Tes). NCBI's taxonomy places the organism in Eukaryota, Metazoa, Arthropoda, Insecta, Hymenoptera, Formicidae. The transcript is spliced from 5 exons. The record is from RefSeq and is a predicted model, not a curated record. The coding region runs from base 469 to 2715 and encodes 748 amino acids. Gene Ontology annotation, molecular function: zinc ion binding.